AUGCUUUCUGAACUCUCAUACGAUCGAUUACCAAAUUUUACUGCUGCUGACUGUUUUCAAAUCCUUGGAAUUGGUAGGAAUGAAUAUAUGGAUCUAUUAAACGCUUACAAGGGAAGAUUAUGUUCACCCAAAUCUGGCCUCAUUGAUACUCCUUCCUCGGUUCUUGACGAAUUACUCCCCAAAGCCCCUCGUAAUUUUAUGCAUCUUCAGCCCUGGUUUAUCGUUAGAGUCGGUUCCAUCAGCAACGCCGAUGUUGAGGCCAAUACACCCUAUGUUCAAUCUAUUCUUGAUAGGAUAAUUGAUAAUGAUCGCCCGCCCGAUACUGGUCAGGUCGGCCCCGGCCUCCGAGUUUCCGAAAUACCCAUUGAUGUUUUCCAAAAUCUUUAUCAGCGUGGUCUGAUUUAUGUCGAAGUUCCGGUUCUUGAAACUGAUUGUCUUUUUGUUCCCACUCUCGCUGGGUUUAUCAUGAACCGAGUUAGUGGAGAUAGUUAUGAAACCUUACUUUACAAGAUUUUUGUGUCUCUUGAUCCCCAGUCUUGUGUUUGUCAAUUAGCUGCAGAUCUGGGUGUCGGACUAGAUUUCGUAAUCAACGCCGCCUCAUUGUUCGUUCGUCUUGGUUUCGCCUGUAAAAGUGACUCCGUUUCUGACCCAGUUGGUGUUGGGAAAAGCCAAGAUAAUGCCUCUAUUACCGAGCCUGAAGGCACAUCACCCUCUCUUAAAGCCAAAAAAAUUGCCUUUGUCUUCGAUUCUUCCAUAACAGCCUACCUCAUGUUGGGAAAUCUUUCAGCAGACUUGAAAAAACAUUCCGUUACUAUGUUUGAAGUCGGUAAACUUACUGGUGAUUCACUUAGUGCCUUCUAUAAAGAAGUUUCGUCUUUAUCCCAUUCGGCUGAACAGGAUGUCGGUAUCUACUACGAACACGCAAAGUGUCUAAGCCAAACAAUGCGUUACAUUUCCGUUGCUCAAACCUCAAAUAAGACUGACUUCCGAUACCUGGAUCUGGUGAGAUCCGGUUCUCUGGCCUCACUGGAACCCACUACGCGGUGUCGAAUCUUGUCAAAAAACUACAGUCUUAUUGUCUGUACGGCCCCGCUUUCUUACGAGGAAUCACGGGUUUUGUGUUCGGAUUGGCCCCUCAUCUUAGGGCCUCCGAUCCCCGAAAUCUGCUCUCCAUGGUUUCGCCUCUUUAUUUCUUACACUGCAGGUAGCGGUGGUACGCCCUCACUCCUUCUCUGUCGUGGAACUCACGUCACAAAAUUGCCCCCACCUCUCUCUUGCUUCUCGAAAUUCCUCGUCACUUCGUGGGGACAUGACCCUGUUCUCAUGGAUAUCUACGCCCUCUUCUAUUCCAUAAAUGAUCUCACCGCUAAUUUUCCCGUCCUCAUUCAGGCCUACGACGAUCGUGAUAAUGACCUUCCCCUGCAUCAGCACUUUCUUCCCCUGCCUAUUUCAUCUGAUUUUCUCGAACGAAUGAGUCAUAAACUCGUUUGGCUAGAGCGUAUAUCGAAGAGCAUAGACAUCACCACUCUCGUGGGGUAUCUUUCUCUUCUUUUUCCAGAUGGGAAAUCGGAGGUGGACAGUGAAGCACAGCACGCUGACAUGGAGUCCGCAAAUGAGAUAUUCGGUGGGGGGAGCCUGUACCAACAGAACGCUUCCCAGUUUCUUGAACAUUCCAUCGUUGACCCACGCGUGGUGUUAACGGAGGGCGCACUUGAGGGCGCUAUCGGUGCCGGUCGAUCCGUUCGCUUACUGAGUGUCCAUUUGGGCAUCCCACUGUUCAAUUCCACACUAAAUGAUGCUAUCUUCGAGAGGAUGAGCCAUCUCCACGACGAGCCUCAGUUGGAUCUUCUACCUUCAGAGGUGCGCUCUCGACUUUCUGCAGCGAAUAAUGCGUUGCAGAAAGGUCUUGUGGAGUUCAUAAAAUCCGCUGGGGGAGUUUAUGUGCUCAAUGGCCUUUCCGUGAUACUGGAUGACAGUCUGGCAGGUAGUUGUGGUGACAAGGUGUCCACACCUCCAUUGCCACUUCCGUCGAAGUCGUUGUGUUGUUCGUGUGAGGGUGACUUAGAGGAGUGGGAAAACUAG
Molecule: messenger RNA, 2082 nt
Organism: Echinococcus granulosus
Lineage: Eukaryota; Metazoa; Platyhelminthes; Cestoda; Cyclophyllidea; Taeniidae
Exons: 1
Coding region: 1-2082 (693 amino acids)
Source: RefSeq, a predicted model, not a curated record